AUGUCUGAAUUAGAAGCUUAAUGUAUAAGAAUGGUUAAAUUUGGAUAAAGUAAUAUUGAAAAAACUAUUCAAUUCUUUGACAAUAAAUUAUUAGAUUAGAUAAUUAAUGAUUACUCUAAAAUGGAGUAGAAUCUACUACAGACUUCCAAUGUAUAAAACAUGUAUUAUAUUUAAGAAUUUAAACAAAUCAUUAAUAGAAGCAGAGUCCACAAAUACAAAGUUAAAAUAAUUGGUUUCUUUGGUAAGCAAAUGAG
Paramecium pentaurelia is the source of this 254-nucleotide messenger RNA. The record is from the annotation of a GenBank genome assembly. Lineage: Eukaryota; Ciliophora; Oligohymenophorea; Peniculida; Parameciidae.